AUGGAUGUAAGUUUCUGGUUGCUGAUGACUCAGGGAACGAGAUUACAGAUCGCGACAAAUGGAAACGUGCAGCCAUUCCAAUUGUAUCAGUACCGGCGUUUUCUCUGGCAAGAACGGAUCCUCUGGUUCUUCGUGGGGAUUGGCGUCGGAUGUCUGGUUGCCGCUGGCUUUAUUUUAAUCAUGUAUUUACCUCCGUUUAUAAGUGUGGCUAGAUCUUGAAGUAAAGUUUUCAAACUCCAUGUCUAAACAAUGUCUCUUUCGCUUAUCGAUUAAAACAAAGCCCUCUGGCUGAUGUGGAAGCCCAAAACAAUUAUCCCGAAACCAAUAAUUAAGGUAGAUGCGUAUCUCAAGCAGAAGUAAUUGUGAUGAAUGCUCUUCUAGCCACUCCCUCGGUGUAAUGCCAACAGAUUUAACGGUGAUUCAGAUCGCCUCUUUCAAUUACCACCUGGUUAAAGAGCGCCUUACUUGGUGUGUCGUAGGAGGUCUGAUUACUGUGUUCAUUGUGUUGAGCUGCUUUAUUUCUAUGCAUUUACCGCCUUUCAAUCAUAUCAUUGCGUCGGCACAUGAGUAUCAGGGUAGUGAUGUGGAUGGAAGGGGAAACAAAAGUGCAAGGAACGCGGUGAGUUGAAUAAAAAGGGGUGCGUUGAACAGAUCUCCUGCAAAAAUUCCAUUUUGCAAUUUGCAGACUUCAUGGAUAAAUUGAUUUUUGUAGAGAGACCGUAGAAAAUGAGGAGAGACGCCUGGCAACGGAAAACUCUUGGGGCAAACAUUUCCUAAAAAGGGCAAACAACUUUCAAAAUUUUAUUAUUUUAAAUUAAUAUCAGAAACCUAGCUUCGUCUUUCUAUUACUGUACCAAUGCGAAAAAAAAGUGAUUUUAGCCAGCCCCAGUAAUCAACUAUCCCUUCGACGAUUACUUUACGGAUGCCGAGGGAAUCGCGGAUUGUCGGAUUCGGGAGAUCUUCAAUUUCGAGCACAAAUGUAAAUUGGGGCAUGGCUUAAAGGAUUUGAUUAAUCCAGAGAUCUCUACAAGUCCAGAGCAAUCCAAAUCCAUAUCCAUUCUGAAUAUUACACUUGAUGGAUCUUUCAAUUAA
Messenger RNA from Bursaphelenchus xylophilus (pine wood nematode), 1092 nucleotides. The record is from the annotation of a GenBank genome assembly. NCBI's taxonomy places the organism in Eukaryota, Metazoa, Nematoda, Chromadorea, Rhabditida, Aphelenchoididae.